Messenger RNA from Danaus chrysippus (African queen), 2082 nucleotides. The record is from the annotation of a GenBank genome assembly. Lineage: Eukaryota; Metazoa; Arthropoda; Insecta; Lepidoptera; Nymphalidae.
AUGAUGCUCAUCCUGUGUCUAGUACUUCUAUCAAAUGUUUUAUUAGAGGUGGAAUCAGAUAGUCGAGUGCGCCUACUAAACCACACAGAUUAUGUCAUCUCCGUAAUACAAGAAACUGUGAAACGGGUGGAAAGACUCGGUUUUUAUAAUUUGAAGAUUGAAGAAUUAUCUAUUACUAUUAAUCAGACUGUACUCGGUGAAAGAUUUGUAGGAGAGGCCAAGUUGAAGAAUGGAUUUGUUACAUCAAUUCAAAGCUGGGAUUUGAUUCAACAUACUGUUCAACAAGUAUGGCCGUCAGCAACUCCUGGAAUUGUUGAAAUCCGAUCAACUCUGCGUUUCAUUAAUAUGGAAAUUGGUUUUGACCUAGAGAUUACUACUGCAGAAGGAAAACAUAUCUCGACAGCAACAAUUAUUUACCCAGAGACACAGUUUUCAUUUACUAUAUCUAAAAAUCUAUUUAGAGAUAAAAUUUCAACGAAUGUUGUUAGUGUCGUGAUCAAUCCUAGAACUUCGUUGACACUGUUACCAGAGAAUAGUUUCACAAAACUAUUGCCUCCUUUAGAGGUUGUGAAGGAAAUUGAAAACGAGAUCCAUUGGUGCAACUUGAAAUUGGACGAUAUAAAUCAAUUCGUGAAUACAAGCUAUUACAAUUGGCGAGUUCUUGGUCCAGUGAACUAUACGAAUGGUUUUACGAUUUCUGUUCAAGAUCUUAGUGUAUUAAAUAUAAGAACAAUAUUCUCUACUAUAAAUGAAAACGGUAGUGAAUAUGGUAAUGUUUUCAUGGAGGGAACACUUAGACUUUCCGAUUUAAAAGUUGGUUUCGAUGUUAAAACCAAUUUCGAAGAUUCUGGAGAACAUCACUUCACCUCUGUACACGAGUACGGUACGACGACAUUGCUUUUGAGGUUGAAUCAUAAUUUACUCACAAAUGAAACAACAUCUGACGCCGGAAUUGUUUCCAUACCUAGACCUCGAGAUAUAAGAAAUGCUUACUUGCCAAAGAGCAAUAUAACGGAAGUUUUAUCAAGACAAGUCAUAUUGUCUUCGACUAAACAUAACGAUAAACAAUUACCGUAUACUUUUCUUAAGCCAUGGCUAGGGGAGGGACUUCUAACGAGCAAUGAAACCGCUAUACCUGCCACAAGGAGUGAGGGUAUUCAAACAAUAACUCAAAAAUAUUUUAAAUCCAUACACACGGUUGGCGAAGCUGUUGUUGAAAGAAUAUGCAGAGUGUGGCUUUAUUUUGAUCCUUGCUUUAAAUUGACAAAAACUGCAAAAGAACAAGAAACAGCUUUGAAAGAAUUGCAUACGUUCACCAAUAAAAUAAUAGCCGACAGGAAAGAAUUUAUAAAGAAUUUUGAUGUUACUAAGUACAUUGAUAGCGAUGAGUAUGAUAAUUCAAAGGGGAAAUUGACGAUGUUAGAUCUUCUUCUUGAAAAUGAAAAAACUGGAAAUAUUGAUUUGGAAAGCAUAAGAGAAGAAGUGGAUACGUUUAUGUUUGAGGGCCACGACACUACAGCCAUGGCGUUAUCCUACUUUAUUAUGGCAAUAGCAAAUGAACCCGAAAUUCAACAAAAAAUAUAUGAAGAAAUGGAGCAAAUAUUUGGUGAUUCUAAACGUUUAGCAACAAUGGCUGAUUUAAAUGAGAUGAGAUAUUUGGAGUGCUGUAUUAAGGAAUCAUUACGACUCUAUCCUAGUGUGCCAUUCAUAGCUCGAAAUCUGACUCAGGAUACUGUAUUAAGUGGAUAUACAGUCCCAGCAAAUACUUUUGUGCAUUUAUUUAUAUACGAUUUACACAGACGUCCUGAUCUCUUCCCUGAUCCUGAGAGAUUUAUUCCGGAAAGAUUCUUGCCAGAGAACUGUCUGAACAGGCAUCCAUACGCAUACAUCCCUUUUAGUGCUGGUUCCAGAAAUUGUAUAGGACAAAAGUUUGCGAUGCUCGAAAUGAAAACGGUUUUAUCAAGUUUAAUAAGACAAUUCCACAUAGAGCCUGUAACAAAACCUUCAGAACUGCGAUUCAGGACAGACCUCGUGCUGCGCCCAACUCAUCCUAUUUAUGUGAAGUUUAAAAACAGGGAAUAG